Molecule: messenger RNA, 1151 nt
Organism: Beta vulgaris subsp. vulgaris (sugar beet)
Lineage: Eukaryota; Viridiplantae; Streptophyta; Magnoliopsida; Caryophyllales; Amaranthaceae
Product: probable phospholipid hydroperoxide glutathione peroxidase
Exons: 6
Coding region: 183-905 (240 amino acids)
Biological process (GO): response to oxidative stress
Molecular function (GO): glutathione peroxidase activity
Source: RefSeq, a predicted model, not a curated record
UCACCACAAGAUAAUUAGAAUUCGAUUCUUGAUUUGUAAAUGUUGAAGUAGGCAUUCAUCACCACGUGUCUUCCACAAUUGCCACUACAAAUCCCCCCUCUCAUUAAUUUCCUGAAUUCGCACCUUAUAAUAAAAAACGAUUCACUGCAUAUGCAUUUUAAUCUUUAACCCAUAAAAAAUCAAUGGCUUUUUCUUCAAUUUUCAGUUCUCCUUUACCCUCAUUAUCAAUUUCAAAUGCGAAAACUCGCCCUAAUUUACUUCCUUCUAUGGUUCUUCACUCAAUUUCCAGAAAAUUAGCACUUGGGUCUUUCAAUUCAUCAUUUUUUCAAGAUGGGUUUUCUCUAAAAUCAUCAAAUAUUGAUGGGAUUUCUGUGAAAUCAAGGAAUUUUUCUUCUGGGGUUUAUGCUAGAGCAGCUACAGAGAAAACUAUCCAUGACUUUACAGUAAAGGAUAUUGAUGGAAAAGAUGUUGCUCUGAGCAAAUUCAAGGGGAAGGCUCUCCUAAUUGUCAAUGUUGCUUCACAGUGUGGGUUGACAUCAUCAAACUAUACGGAACUCUCACAUUUGUACGAGAAGUACAAAACUCAGGGCUUUGAAAUUCUAGCAUUCCCGUGCAAUCAAUUUGGAGGCCAAGAACCUGGAUCAAACCCUGAGAUUAAAAGUUUUGCAUGUACAAGGUUCAAAGCUGAAUUCCCCAUUUUUGAUAAGGUGGAUGUGAACGGUUCAAACACAGCUCCAGUUUAUCAGUUCCUUAAGUCGAGUGCUGGUGGGCUUUUUGGUGAUUUGGUCAAGUGGAACUUCGAGAAGUUCCUGGUUGACAAAAAUGGCAAGGUUGUAGAGAGAUACGCACCUACAACAUCCCCUUUGCAAAUCGAGAAAGACAUUCAGAAGUUGCUGGCAGCAUAAAAGUUCAUAGUACAGAUCAAAAAGAGGAGAUAAGCGCGGUAUAGUUUCAUCAGUGACGAAUAAUAUUGUUUUCUUCAUAUUUUCCUUUGAAGAAAUGACUUAUGGAUACUUGUAAACCUACCAAAGUGAAAUGUAAUCCCAAUACUUAAACUGAUUUACCUGGUCUGUGGAUCAAGAACAGCUAGCACAUAUCAAUGGCGCGAAAUUUUUUCUUUGAUGUUGUAAAUGGGUUUCUUUAUCUCCUUA